Messenger RNA from Crotalus tigris (Tiger rattlesnake), 2732 nucleotides. It is a transcript of the gene CUNH17orf75, whose product is annotated as chromosome unknown C17orf75 homolog. Bases 159 to 1340 code for a protein of 393 amino acids. Gene Ontology annotation, cellular component: trans-Golgi network. NCBI's taxonomy places the organism in Eukaryota, Metazoa, Chordata, Lepidosauria, Squamata, Viperidae. The transcript has 10 exons. The record is from RefSeq and is a predicted model, not a curated record.
CACGGCUGCCUCUGUCUUUUGUCGGCCGUGACAACGUGUUUGUGACCGGAACCUUUGUGACGCUAUGUGGACAGAAUGCCGAGCCGAGAAGAAUAGAGCGUUGCGCUGUACGGCCAUAGGGGGAACGGAUUUUCUUUGCUUCGAAUUCGCAAGCAAAGAUGUUGCCUUCCCUUCAGGAGUCCGUAGACGGAGAUGAGAGAGAGCUGGAGAGCAGCGAGGAAGGAGGCGGCUUGCCUGAGGAACCGAAACCGGAGCGUAGCAGCAACAGUUACCACUGCUUGUACGGCUACCGAGGCUCCGGAUUACACCAAGGAACAGGCAGUGAUGUUGGGAGUCCAAGCAAAUCGUCAGCUGAAACACCUUCAGAUGACUUCAGCCUUUCAUUGGUGGACACUAAUUUACCAGCUGAAGCUGAGAUGGAAUUGCGCAGUUUGGUUGCCAAGCAUCUUAACAAAGGAGCUUUGUUUGAGGGGAUGGGCAAUGUUGUAACUGUCGAGUUGAGUAUUCCAGAAACUCGAGUUGGUUGUUAUUACUGCCUGUUCCAGCCAGAAAAAUGUGCGGAAGGAGCUGAUCCUGAAUCGAGAGAGACUCCCUUGGAGUAUGUUAUCUGUUUUUUGGGAGGCUCAGAGAAGGGACUUGAACUAUUCAGACUUGAGCUUGAUGGAUACAUUCAAGAUAUGAAGACUUAUUUAGAUUCAAAGCAAAACAACCUGGAGACCUGCAUUCAACCGCUACUGAGAACUUGGUUUGAGGAUUUGGUGUGCCCUAUUCAGAGGGUGGUGAAGCUUUUCCAGGAGAAACUUGCCUUUGUGUUACACGCCGCUCUAAGUUGCAGUCCUGUUGAAGUGAAUGGAUCUGAAGAAAAGACAGAGAAGGAUAUCAACAGGUUCCUUCGAGCAGCAAGUCUUCAAGAUCUGGUCAGGGAAACUAUGGUGACUUCCUCGUGCACAGCUGCAGCACCAGAGGAGCAGUGCAAAUCUAUGGUGAUUGACUUGAAUGGGCCACAGCUUUGCUUCCACAGUGCAGGAACGAAUAGGUUCUGUGAGGAUUGGACACAAGCAUUUCUGAACGUUUCCGAAGGGGGCAAUCCCUUCCUUUUUCGACAAAUACUGGAAAACUUUAAAUUGAAGGCCAUACAGGACAUCAACAACCUGAAGCGGUUCAUCCGGCAGGCAGAAAUGAGCCAUUACGCUUUGUUCAAGUGCUACCUGUUUCUGAAGAACUGCGGCAGCGGAGAUGUGCUCUUGAAGAUUGUCAAAGUAGAAUAUGCAGAAAUGCAGGAAGCCAGGAAUGUCAUCAGCGUGCUGGAAGAAUUCAUGAGAGACCAGCUUGGAGCUUAAAUCCUCGUGAACUGAGGGUGGCUUGUACAGUACCAAAUCGGCGUGCCUCCAUGUAGGAUCACAGUGCUUGAGCAUGUAGGCCAUUGUUGUGUUAAAUCAUGUGUUACUUACCAUGGAGAGCUGCACUCGGCCCCAGCUCCUCACAGACAUGUGGUCCAACAAGAAAACCUCUCCCAUAGCAUCUUCUGUGAGGUUGAGUUAAAUUGGUAUUUGUUGGCAUGGGAACGAGCUGAAUAUUCAAGUGUUCACUCUCCUCCCUGCUUUCUCUUUUCUGUCUGGCUUGCAAAACCACCGUCCCUUGGUAUCCAAAGUGGUUUUAGGCUUUCCUUAUAAACCACAGUCAAAAGCAGGAUCAAUCCAUAGUUUGCAAUCCCUACAUGUUAGGCCGCAACUUUCAGUAAGAGCCAGCUGCUAUAGACGAAGAACAAUGGGGUUGAUCUAGACUUCAGCACAGUGUGGAUCCAGGCUAUACUUCCUGGAGAUAAAAUAAGGGUUAAGUGGUUUUGUCACCACUAGUCACUUGGGUGGAAGGAGGUGUCAGUGUAGCUGUCCAAAUGGGUUUUGAGUGGAUACAUGUACAGAUCUUGGCUAGCUAAAAGCAGCAUAGUUGCACGUCUGGAUCAAGCAUAUGGAUUUGCUCCCAUUCUCUCUUGCUGUCAUAGACACAUAUACACACACAAACAUACAAAUCUCAUCCCAGCAAGAAGCUAUUUACCUUAAAGCAGGGCAGUUGAGCCUGGAGCGCCAAAUAAAUUUACACAUUGGUCAAAUGAAUUAUUAUUAAUUAUUUAUAUUUGUACUUGUAAAACCUGACCCCAUUUUUACAAGUUGUAGAUAAUGGGGUUUUGGUGAGGUAUGCUUAUAUCAACCACUCACUGGGUGGGGGAGGGGGGGAAGAAAGCUGAGCAGUACAUCCGAAAUAAAAUCUAUGCACAAAAUUGUUCGUGGAAAACUAUACUUAACGUACACAAUAGAAAAAUAUUUUGACAUUUCUUACAUCAUGCUGCUUUGCACGUCCACUCUUUGCUUGAAUAGCCCUUGAUGGGAAAAGCCUGCUCUAUUCAGCAUAUUUUUAAGGCAGAAUCACUUCGUUUGGUGCUAUAACAAUAAGCCAUGGAGGAAGAUAUUAACUAUGUAGGAAUAUAAAAGUUCGUACUUUCUUGCAUUUGCUAAUUCAGUGUACAUUGUGAGGCAGUGGAAUCGACACGGUGACUAAUAAUGAGUAUUAAAUUUGGCGAACAUUGAUGUAUUUUUGCUGCAUAAAUUCAAUCUGUAAAAUUCUGUGAGCUCCGAUUUGCAUUCUGUUUGGAGAUCUUGGAGAGGCUCAGAAAGCUUUCUUUAAUGCGGAACUGUUGAGUAAUUAGGGUAUUAAAUGCGUUCACCUUCAAGCAA